This is a messenger RNA of Eublepharis macularius, 1091 nucleotides long. It is a transcript of the gene RPSA, whose product is annotated as ribosomal protein SA. The transcript has 7 exons. Gene Ontology annotation, biological process: cytoplasmic translation; ribosomal small subunit assembly. Lineage: Eukaryota; Metazoa; Chordata; Lepidosauria; Squamata; Eublepharidae. Gene Ontology annotation, cellular component: cytosolic small ribosomal subunit; 90S preribosome; ribosome. The record is from RefSeq and is a predicted model, not a curated record. Gene Ontology annotation, molecular function: laminin receptor activity; structural constituent of ribosome. The coding region runs from base 134 to 1024 and encodes 296 amino acids.
UGUCUGCGAUUGGUUGUUGGGAAGCCUAUAUAUGGACGUCAUCCGCAAUUUCCGUCCUCUUUGCUCUCUGAGAGGCCUCCAUACGGCGUUGCUACCGUGUUUCCUGUCAUAGCUCUUAAAGGAAACUUUCACAAUGUCCGGAGGCCUUGAUGUCCUACAGAUGAAGGAGGAAGAUGUCCUCAAAUUCCUUGCUGCAGGAACCCACUUAGGAGGCACCAAUCUAGAUUUUCAGAUGGAACAAUAUAUCUAUAAAAGGAAGAGUGAUGGCAUUUAUAUCAUCAACCUGAAAAGAACCUGGGAAAAGCUGCUUUUGGCUGCCCGUGCCAUUGUUGCUAUUGAGAAUCCUGCUGAUGUGAGCGUUAUCUCCUCCAGGAAUACUGGACAGCGUGCUGUUCUGAAGUUUGCUGCUGCUACUGGUGCAACACCUAUAGCUGGCCGUUUUACUCCUGGUACUUUCACCAAUCAGAUCCAAGCUGCCUUCCGUGAACCCCGCCUUUUGGUGGUCACUGAUCCAAGGGCUGAUCAUCAGCCUCUGACUGAGGCAUCUUAUGUAAACAUCCCCACCAUCGCCUUGUGUAACACGGAUUCUCCUCUUCGCUAUGUGGAUAUUGCUAUCCCCUGCAACAACAAGGGGGCACACUCGGUUGGUCUGAUGUGGUGGAUGUUGGCUCGGGAGGUCCUGCGAAUGCGUGGCACUAUUUCCCGUGAACACCCAUGGGAGGUUAUGCCUGAUCUCUAUUUCUACAGGGAUCCUGAAGAGAUUGAAAAGGAGGAGCAGGCUGCAGCCGAGAAAGCAGUUACAAAGGAGGAAUUCCAAGGAGAAUGGACUGCUCCUGCACCCGAGUUCACUGCUCCUCCACAGCCUGAGGUGGCUGAUUGGUCUGAGGGGGUACAAGUGCCCUCUGUGCCAAUACAGCCAUUCCCAGCUGAGGAUUGGAGUGCCCAGCCUGCCACUGAGGAUUGGUCUGCGGCUCCCACAGCUCAGGCCACUGAGUGGGUUGCGACUCCCACAGAGUGGUCAUAAUAUACUCAGCAACAGGAGUUCAUGAAUACAAUGAAAAAACAGAAAUAAACAUCUUUCUUCUUAUUAA